Messenger RNA from Chenopodium quinoa (quinoa), 3727 nucleotides. Its product is annotated as sucrose-phosphate synthase. Gene Ontology annotation, molecular function: sucrose synthase activity; sucrose-phosphate synthase activity. The record is from RefSeq and is a predicted model, not a curated record. The coding region runs from base 225 to 3398 and encodes 1057 amino acids. Gene Ontology annotation, biological process: sucrose metabolic process. The transcript is spliced from 13 exons. NCBI's taxonomy places the organism in Eukaryota, Viridiplantae, Streptophyta, Magnoliopsida, Caryophyllales, Amaranthaceae.
CGUUCCAGAAAGUGAAUAUUUGUAAAUUUUUUUCCUUCCCUCUUUCUCUCUCCUACCCUACAAUUCGCCACCUGUAGUUACGCUCUCAUAACUGUCAAUCUUCUCCUCUCUCCUUUCUCUCUCUCCUACGCCAUUUAUUCAUCCUCCCUUCUUCUUCUUCUUCUUCCAGAAAAUUACAGACUCAAAUUCAAUUUCACAGAAUUUUGCUCUGAAAUUGAAAAAAAAUGGCGGGAAAUGACUGGAUAAACAGUUAUCUAGAAGCCAUUCUAGAUGUUGGAGGUCAAGGUAUCGACGCUUCUAAUGGCAAAAUGUCGUCGUCUUCACCAUCUUCGUUGCUUCUUCGUGAACGAGGGCAUUUUAGUCCUUCUCGUUAUUUUGUUGAAGAAGUUAUUUCUGGCUUUGAUGAAACCGAUCUUCAUCGCUCUUGGGUUCGCGCUGCAUCAACUCGCAGCCCUCAAGAGAGGAAUACACGGUUGGAGAAUCUGUGUUGGAGAAUAUGGAACUUGGCACGCAAAAAGAAACAGAUCGAGGGAGAGGAAGCUCAGCGUGUGGCUAAACGCCACGUGGAACGCGAAAAAGGUCGCAGGGAAGCUACUGCUGAUAUGUCCGAAGACUUGUCAGAAGGAGAGAAGGGAGACACUGUUGCUGAUAUGUCAUUUGCUAGUGAUAGCACUAAAGGAAGAAUGCGUAGAAUAAGUUCGGUGGAAAUGAUGGACAAUUGGGCUAGUACCUUUAAAGAGAAAAAACUCUACGUUGUGUUAAUAAGCCUUCAUGGCUUGAUACGUGGGGAAAAUAUGGAACUUGGUCGCGAUUCUGAUACAGGUGGUCAGGUAAAGUAUGUAGUAGAACUUGCAAGGGCACUUGGGUCAAUGCCUGGAGUUUACCGCGUUGAUCUACUGACAAGACAGGUUUCAGCUCCAGGGGUAGAUUGGAGUUAUGGUGAACCUACUGAGAUGUUGUCUCCAAGAGAGAUUUCAACAGAGCAGCUUGGAGAGAGUAGUGGUGCUUAUAUUAUCCGCAUACCAUUUGGGCCAAAGGAUAAAUAUAUAGCAAAAGAGCUACUUUGGCCAUACAUUCCAGAGUUUGUCGAUGGUGCACUAAGUCACAUAAAACAGAUGUCCAAGGUUCUUGGUGAGCAAAUUGGUGGUGGAUUGCCUGUUUGGCCAGCUUCAAUCCAUGGGCAUUAUGCAGAUGCUGGAGAUUCUGCUGCCCUUCUAUCUGGUGCUUUAAAUGUGCCAAUGGUUUUUACUGGUCACUCCCUUGGACGAGAUAAGCUUGAACAGCUGUUGAAACAGGGGAGACAUUCUAGGGAAGAAAUAAAUGCUACAUACAAAAUAAUGCGUCGCAUAGAGGCUGAGGAGUUGUGCAUUGAUGCCUCUGAAAUAAUUAUCACCAGUACUAGACAGGAAAUUGAAGAGCAGUGGCAGCUCUAUGAUGGAUUUGAUCUAGUUCUAGAACGCAAACUAAGAGCUAGGAUGAGACGUGGUGUGAGCUGUCAUGGCAGAUUUAUGCCCCGUAUGGCUAGAAUUCCUCCUGGCAUGGAAUUUCACCAUAUUGCUCCACAUGACGUUGAUAUGGAAACAGAUCUUGAUGGACAUAAAGAUAGCAAUGCCAAUCCAGAUCCACCAAUAUGGUCUGAGAUUAUGCGUUUUUUUACAAAUGGGCGCAAACCAAUGAUACUUGCUCUAGCCAGGCCAGAUCCAAAAAAGAACCUUACAACGUUAGUCAAGGCUUUUGGUGAGUGCCGUCCAUUGAGGGAACUCGCAAACCUGACUCUGAUUAUGGGAAAUCGUGAUGAUAUCGAUGAAAUGUCUGCUACAAAUGCAUCUGUCCUGAUAUCUAUUCUCAAAUUGAUUGACAAGUAUGAUCUGUAUGGUCAAGUGGCAUAUCCUAAGCACCACAAGCAGUCUGCUGUUCCUGAUAUAUAUCGUCUGGCUGCCAAAACAAAGGGUGUGUUCAUCAAUCCUGCCUUUAUUGAACCAUUUGGACUGACUCUAAUUGAGGCUGCUGCCUAUGGUUUACCAAUUGUCGCAACAAAGAAUGGAGGCCCUGUUGACAUUAUUGGGGUUCUGGACAAUGGGCUUCUCAUUGAUCCUCAUGAUCAGCAAUCUAUUGCUGAUGCUCUCUUGAAGCUUGUAGCAGAAAAACACCUAUGGAUGAAGUGUAGACAGAAUGGGUUGAAAAAUAUUCACCUCUUUUCAUGGCCAGAGCACUGUAAGAAUUAUUUGUCCCGCAUAGCCAGUUGCAGACCUAGGCAACCAAAUUGGCGAAGAAUCGAUGAAGGAUCUGAAAAUUCAGAUACAGAUUCACCCGGUGAUUCUCUGAAAGACAUUCAUGAUAUAUCAUUGAACUUAAAGCUUUCACUGGAUGCUGAGAGGACUGAAGGAGGCAACAGUCUUGAUGAUUCACUAGAUUCCGAAGAAGCUGCAGGAAAUGCAAAGAGAAGAAUAGAGAAUGCAGUCUCAAAAUUGUCAAAGUCAAUGGAUAAAGCACAGGUUGAUGUUGGUAAUCUAAAGUUUCCAGCUAUUAGGAGGAGAAAGUGUAUAUUUGUCAUCGCUCUGGAUUGUGAUGUGACUUCAGAUCUUCUUCAAAUUAUAAAGAAUAUUAUUUCUAUUGCUGGAGAGCAAAGAGUGACAGGAUUUAUUGGAAUUGUACUGUCAACAUCUAUGACCUUAUCUGAGGUUAAUUCUCUUUUGGCUUCAGGAGGCUUGAAGCCUACAGAUUUUGAUGCCUUCAUUUGUAACAGUGGCAGUGAACUUUAUUAUCCAUCUAUGGGUUCUGAGGAUAGCUCAUCAGAGUCUCCGUUUGUGUUGGAUCAAGACUACUAUUCACAUAUUGACUAUCGCUGGGGAGGAGAAGGUUUGUGGAAGACUUUGGUGAAGUGGGCUGCUUCAGUCAAUGAGAAAAAGGGAGAGAAUGCUCCAAAUAUUGUUACUGCAGAUGAAUUUAGCUCUACAACUCAUUGCUAUACAUUUAAAGUGAAUGAUUUCACUUUGGCACCCUCUGCUAAGGAGAUUAGGAAAAUGAUGAGAAUCCAGGCUCUUCGAUGCCAUGCGAUAUAUUGCCAAAAUGGUACCAGAUUGAAUGUGAUUCCUGUAUUGGCCUCCAGAUCCCAAGCACUAAGAUACCUCUAUAUGCGUUGGGGAGCAGAGUUGUCCAAUUUUGUGGUUUUUGUUGGUGAAUCGGGAGAUACAGAUUAUGAAGGCUUGUUGGGUGGAGUCCACAAGACUGUUGUAUUCAAAGGCAUUUGCAGUAGCGCUAGUAAACUUCAUGCAAUCAGAACUUAUCCUUUGGAGCAUGUUAUGCCUUUUGACAGCCCCAACAUUAUCCAUACUGGAGGAUGUAACCUCGAUGACAUAAGAGAGGCUUUAAUCAAGCUUGGCGGUUUAAAAGCAUAGAAAAUAGUCUUCGAGACAUAACAAUACUGAUUUUGAGACGCCACAUUUUACAAAUCUUCUUCAGUUGCCAUAUAUAUACAUUGCUGAUUAUAUCUCUGCUGCAUAUAUUGCUGGAAAUCGGUCGGUUGAAUGUUUUCCUCAACUUGUAUAUCUUAUUCAUUUUGUUGCAUCAUUUUUUUUCUUUCUAGUUUAGAUAGGACUGGAAGCUGAAUCAUAAGGGCAGUAAGAAAAGACUCGCAAGUUUCUGUAACCUGUACUGUACAAUCUGAACUACAAUUUUUUACAUGUUCUCAUAUUGACUAAUUCUUAUAUACGCGUAUGUUACAUUA